Molecule: messenger RNA, 1178 nt
Organism: Notolabrus celidotus (New Zealand spotty)
Lineage: Eukaryota; Metazoa; Chordata; Actinopteri; Labriformes; Labridae
Product: circadian-associated transcriptional repressor-like
Exons: 4
Biological process (GO): circadian regulation of gene expression; negative regulation of DNA-templated transcription
Cellular component (GO): nucleus
Molecular function (GO): RNA polymerase II cis-regulatory region sequence-specific DNA binding
Source: RefSeq, a predicted model, not a curated record
UCAUGUAGUCAUGAUCACGCGAGGACGUUUUGUUCCAACCUGCUUUGUUUCUUUUUCCACGAUCACAAUUUCCACUCAGCUGUGACACCGUUUCCUGCCUGCGCGUGAGUGCGUGAGGGAGGAGGAGGAGGAGGAGGGGGGAGCCCGGCUGGAGCCCCGCCCCUCUCAGACACGUUGCCCAGGGAGAGGCUGCACGGGCUGAUGGGAGUCCUGCCUCCCUCCCUCCUCCCUCCCUGCCUUCCUGCAGUCUGCUCGGUUCAUGGUUUCACUCCAUCAUCAGUCCGUCCGCACACACACGCUGUUCUCACACACACGCUGUUCUCACACACACUCUGCUCUCACACACACUCUGCUCUCACACACACUCUGCUGCUGCUGCUGCUGCAUGUCCUCAGCUCACCGUGGGACGGGGAACACAGUCCAGGACUCUGCAGGAUUUUACAGUUUAGAUUUUCACGUUGCGCAAAAUUGAAACCCGGAUUCCUGAGAUGCUCCUCGCGACCCUCUGAACCCGGAGCAGGUAGAUCCUCGCGCUCACACACACACCUCAACCUGUGCCGCUCAGUGAUGCCCUCUGCUGGAUGAGUCUGUAGCGCCAACAUGUCGACCUCUGACUCUGAUUACUCCAUCGACUGGCUCGCCAGCGACGAGGAUGACAGCGACAGCGACAGCUCGGAGAGGUUAAGCCCUCAGCAGGCGGAGGAGACGCCUGUGGCACCUUCAUCAUCAUCAUCAUCGUUUUUAUCAUCGUCAUCGUCGUCACUGAGGGAUUCUCCUUCCAGCUGCUCCCACUGUGGAACCAUGAAGAGGAGGAGGAGGAGGAGGAGGAGUGACUGUCAGGAUGAAGGUCCGGACUCUCCGGGCGCCACGCUCAGUCCGAUUCGGGGAUUCACGUCUGUGUGCGAGCAGGUUAUUUUGGGGGCGGAGCUUCGUACAAACAGGAAGAGGUCACACGGCGCUGGAGAGGAGGGACUCUGUGAAAAACCUCAAACAGACACUGAACACCAACUUUUCCUACACAAGUGCUCAGAGCUGCGGUGCUACAUCCAGCCGCUGUCGUCCAUCCUGCAGGGCCUGAGGUCCGGACGCUACUCUGAGCGUCUGAGCAGCUUCCAGGAGAGCAUGGCCAUAGACCGGAUCCAGAGAAUCAUGGGGGUCCUCCAGAACCCACACAUGGG